Gongylonema pulchrum is the source of this 345-nucleotide messenger RNA. Lineage: Eukaryota; Metazoa; Nematoda; Chromadorea; Rhabditida; Gongylonematidae. The record is from the annotation of a GenBank genome assembly.
AUGAUUACUGCGCGGACGCGUUCGUCAGCAAAUUGCCACGAAAUUGUGAAAACAUCCGCAGUGGAUGGCGAGAGAAGAGGGAACCUUUGCCUGGUGCACCAAAGUGGUAUCAGGAAGGAGAAAGUGGCUGUAGCAUGCCAAACAGAUCCAGACGAAGAAACAUUCCCGAAAAUUACGCACUGCCCUCGGACAAGUGUGCCACAACCUGUUGCUAAUAAAGGUUCCUUUUCUCCAACGUCGAGCACUUCAUCGGAUGGAACGCUGCGGUUGAUGAUACAAAACUUCAAAAAUAUGGCCGAUACCGUAAGAGGACCAAGUAAAAAAAUACAGACUGUUCCAUGGUAA